Molecule: messenger RNA, 726 nt
Organism: Coprinopsis cinerea okayama7#130
Lineage: Eukaryota; Fungi; Basidiomycota; Agaricomycetes; Agaricales; Psathyrellaceae
Exons: 3
Coding region: 1-726 (241 amino acids)
Source: RefSeq, a predicted model, not a curated record
AUGAAGCUUCUCGCUAUCUUCCCUCUUAUCCUCGUCUCGAUGAUCUCUCCGUUGCUGGUCAACGGUCACCAUCAGAACGACUCAAAAGGAGUCGGUCAAGCCGCUGGACACACCAAAGAAGCAGCGCCCGACUCUCGACCUUCAUGGCAGAACCAUUCCCCUCAACAAGAACAAGAGUGGGCUCCCGAUCAUCAUCAACAGCAAGAGUGGGUGAACGAUCACCAUCAGCCAAAGGGCGCUGUGGAUUCUGUUAGGAAUGCGUAUGAUAAUCUGCAAUUUAAGAUUAAGAGGGGCGGGGUUAAGGGUGGGCCUAAGGGUGGUAGUAAACCGCAUAGUGGGCCUAAGAAACCUACCAAAGCUCGAGGCGGGAGGAAGUCCGUGAAGCCGAAGAAGUCUAUUGUCAAGCCCGCUUUCGGCGCAAAGGACAGCGGGGCCCAGGCUGGAAGCGUACAGACACAAGGGCGAGUUGAUGACCAGCCAAUCAGUGCACGCCAGUUCCUCGACGCACUCGAGGACUACCUUGUCGCGCGUCAAACUUCGAAUUCCCCAGGCGGGCGGCAUCAUGAUAGGAGGAGGAAGUCGAUGGUGAAGCCUGCGUUUCAUGCUUCCGUUGCGAGACCUGGUAUUCCGGUCUCUGCGCGAGGUUUGGAUGCUAGUGGGCGUUUGGUACCACGGCCCUUGCUCACCUUGAAGAAAGAGUUCAGAUCUAGGCAUAGGGAAUUUUGA